AUGAAGAACUUGGGUCUGUUGAGCUAUUUCCUGGGCAUUGCAGUCACUCGUCAUACAAGUGGUUUAUUUAUAUCUCAAAAGAAAUAUGCUGCUGAAAUCAUUGAUCGAGUCGGCAUGUCAUUAUGUAAGUCAUCUCCUACUCCAGUUGAUACAAAAUCGAAACUCGGUGAUACUACAAGCAAACCUUUUGAGGAUCCAUCUCUUUAUAGGAGUUUUGCAGGGGCACUUCAAUACCUUACAUUCACGAGGCUCGAUAUUACUUAUGCGGUGCAACAAAUUCAGGGUACUAUGGAUUUUGGUGUUUAUCUUUAUUCAUCUUUCACAUCUACUCUUAUUUCAUAUAUUGAUGCUAAUUGGGGUAGGUGCCCCGAUACAUCGCGUUCAACAUCGGGUUAUUAUGUCUUUCUAUGCGAUAACUUGAUCUCUUGGUCCGCUAAACGUCAAGCUACUUUAUCCCGUUCUAGUGCAAAGGUUGAAUACCGAGGGGUUGCCAAUGUGCAUCAACGCACUAAGCAUAUUGAGAUGGAUAUACAUUUUGUACGGAAAAAAGUGGCUCGUGGUCAGGUUCGUGUGUUACACGUCCCCUUGCGGUAUCAGAUUGUAGAUAUAUGCACCAAAGGUCUUCCAUUGGUGUUAUUUAAGGAUUUUCGGGACAAUCUCAACAUUCAGCGACCUCCUGCUUCGACUGCGAGAAUGUGUUAG
Molecule: messenger RNA, 702 nt
Organism: Arachis stenosperma
Lineage: Eukaryota; Viridiplantae; Streptophyta; Magnoliopsida; Fabales; Fabaceae
Exons: 3
Coding region: 1-702 (233 amino acids)
Source: RefSeq, a predicted model, not a curated record